Grosmannia clavigera kw1407 is the source of this 702-nucleotide messenger RNA. RefSeq names its product hsp90-binding co-chaperone. Lineage: Eukaryota; Fungi; Ascomycota; Sordariomycetes; Ophiostomatales; Ophiostomataceae. Bases 1 to 702 code for a protein of 233 amino acids. The record is from RefSeq and is a predicted model, not a curated record. The transcript has 4 exons. Gene Ontology annotation, molecular function: Hsp90 protein binding; protein-folding chaperone binding. Gene Ontology annotation, biological process: chaperone-mediated protein complex assembly; protein folding. Gene Ontology annotation, cellular component: nucleus; cytosol.
AUGUCUGAGACUUACACCCCCGAAGUUCUCUGGGCCCAGCGCUCGUCCACGGUCGACGCCUCCAAGAACUUCAUCUACCUGACCAUCAUCGUCCCCGAUGUGCCCAAGGACAAGUUCCAGCUGGAGUUGAAGCCUACCGGUCUGACCUUCACCGGCUACUCGAACACACUGAAGCGGACGUACCACCUUGCUCUGGAACUCUACGGCGAGAUCGAUGAGGCUGCCAGCCAGGUCAACCACACAAACCGUGACGUAUCGCUGAAGCUUAUCAAGAAGGAACUGAAGGAGGAGUACUGGCCACGGCUGCUCAAGGAGUCUAAGAAACUGCAUUUCCUCAAGACUGAUUUCGACAAGUGGGUCGACGAGGAUGAGCAGAACGAGGCUGCCGACGAGGAUUUCUCCAACUUUGGCGGUAUGCCCGGCGGCAUGGGCGGUGGCAUGCCCGGUAUGGGUGGAAUGGGCGGCAUGGGCGGCAUGGGCGGCAUGGGCGGUAUGGGCGGUAUGGGCGGAAUGCCAGGUAUGGGUGGUGACUUUGGCGGCAUCGACUUCUCCAAGCUGGGCGGCGGCAGCGGAGAUCUUCCCGACGACGAGGAUGACGAGGAUGAUAUGCCCGCCCUGGAGGGUGAGGAGGAGGAGGCCGAUGAGGAAAUCACCCCAGACGCCAAGGCAACAGAGGGUGCGGUGAAGGCCACGGAGGCAUAA